Messenger RNA from Exophiala bonariae, 1434 nucleotides. RefSeq lists its product as uncharacterized. Bases 1 to 1434 code for a protein of 477 amino acids. The record is from RefSeq and is a predicted model, not a curated record. Gene Ontology annotation, biological process: cellular response to pH. NCBI's taxonomy places the organism in Eukaryota, Fungi, Ascomycota, Eurotiomycetes, Chaetothyriales, Herpotrichiellaceae. The transcript has a single exon. Gene Ontology annotation, cellular component: plasma membrane.
AUGCCGUUCCCCUUCGUGGUUUCCACCACAUCAAGCAUCUCCUUCCAUUCAAUUGUGACAUCCACCACUCAUCCUUCUUUCCCAUCAGCAACCUCAGCACAAAGAGCCAUCCUCCGAGCAGCUUUAAAGGAUCAUAAGCGACUCUCUCCCAGUGACCAAGCAACAAAUCUCAAUAGCCUACUCUCCACCAUUCAGAACUAUCUCCGAUAUCUUCUCGCACUUGACCUUGCCUUAAGUGGACGCCCCAUUGUCGGCGAGGAAGUGGAUGUGGCCUUGGUAAAAGAACUUGAAGUCGAGUGGCGCCCAACGCUUAUCUCAAGUGCUAUUCCGGGACGUGAGAAUGAUCGCGUCAAAGGUAAAGGCCUCGACUACGAGAUCUAUUUUGUUCAUCAUACCCUAGCACUCAUUCAAAACCUGCUUGCCCGACAAUCACUACUGGGGCUUUAUGCAACCGCCGUCCCCAGCACGGAGCAAAGAACAGCUUUGAUCCAAAGCGCAACCAGAUCUCUCAAAACUGCUCAUGCCAUUCACACCUACCUUGUUCAGCGAGCAAGCUCAUCGAGCGAGGGACCGCCGGCCUUCCCACCGAAUGCCAUUGACAUAUCGUUAUCUGUCCAAUCAGCCUUACAACAUCUCACACACGCAGAAUUCAAUCUACUUUGCGUUUUGAAAGACGACCCUUACCCCGCUCUACUGGUGCAAUCCCGCAACAAGGAUGAUAAGGAGUGGAUGAUCAAGGCUCCCGAGAUACCUAAAGUCCGUGCGCAGGUAUUGACAAGACUAUGUAUAGGAGCUGCGGAGCAUGCAACGGCGGCGAGUGCUUCACUAAAAGUGGAAGGAUCCAAGGUCUCCAAAGAUUUCACAGAGUACUGUGAUGGCAUCCGAAGGGCGUCCCGCGCUAAAGCUUGCCGCUUCCAGGCACUGGACGAAGACCUUGCAGGGAAGACCGGUACAGGAAUUGCAUGGCUAAGAGCCGCGUUGAAUGAACUUGGAUUCGAGGUAGGAAAAAAUGGUUCAAAGUCUUCAGGCCUGGGUAAGCUCAAAGCUUCCUGGACCGAAAAGAGGGAGGACAAACGCAUCGAGAGAGGAAGCGCAAACUGGGGCUUGGAUGGUGGAAAAUUUGAGGAAGGACGGAUUCUGGAAUUUCUUGAACGCAGAAUGACAAAGGAGAACGACACCAUCAAUGUUCAAAUCAUCCCAGAGUGGAAGCCUCUGCUCGCAACUCUCCCAAGCGGAAUGAAUAUGCCAAUCAACGAAAAGUGGCACCCUUCGCUGUUGGAAGAAGAUGAACUUGCUGCGAUGAGAGCACCUCCUGAGGCUAAUGAUUUAGUCGAUGCUGGGAGCUCUGAUGAGGAAGGCGGACCCAAACAGCCAGUUGGGGCUUUCCCAGGCACGCAUCAGGAUUAUGGUGCCCAAGACAGAGGUUAUUAUUGA